AUGUCUUUGUCUUUGAAGGCAGCUGCUGGUUCUGCCUCAGUUCCAUCUGCUUCUGCUGCAGCGUCAGCGCCAGCAGCAGCAGCAGCAGCAGCAGAAGCGGGAGCAGCAGCAGCAGCAGGAGCAGCAAAGAGCUUCGCCUCUUUUGCUGCGCGGCUGCAUGCAGGGGCCCGCAGCAGCAGCGAUCUUCUCCACUCCCUUGCUGGUUUCAUUCCUGCUGCUGCUGCUGCUGAUGGCGCAGCAACAGCAGCAGCAGCUGCUGCUGCUGCUGCACAAGACGGGCAUGGAAAGGAAGCGGCAGCAGCAGCUGCUGACGCAGCAGCAGCAAGAGCAGAAGAGCAGCAGCUGCUGCAGAAGCUGCAGCAGCUGCGGCUGCAGCAGCAGCAGCAGCGAGAGGAGGACUUAGACGACCUGGACGGGCCCGUGCUGCUGCGGCAGCUGCAGCAGCGGGAGUCCGAAGUGCUGCUGCUGCUGCAGCGAAACCGGCAGCUGGAAGCAGCAGCAGCGCAGCAGGAGCAGCAGCUGCAGCAGCUGCGGCAGCGGCAGCAGCAGGAACACAGUCUGCUGCUGGACGUGCUGCAGCGCUUCGGCGUGGUGGACGCGAGCCUCGCAGUUGCUGCUGCUGCUGCUGCUUCUGCUGCGGACCCCUCCAGCAGCAGCAGCAGCAGCAGCAGCAGCAGCAGCAGCAGCAAAAUGAUAGAUGUCUUUGUGUGCGCGCAGCGCCUCUCUGCCCAUUUGCUGCGGCUCGAAACAGACAGAGGAGCUCUUGCUUCUUUUUGUUUGCUGCUGUUUCCCCGAGAGAUGUCUUUGCAGCUGGUAGCUGCUGCUGCUGCUGCUGCUGCUGCGGGGGACGCAGCAGCAGCAGCAGCAGCUGCUGCUGCUGCUCGCGCUGCGCCGCUGCUCUCUGCUGAUUUGCUGCACCGCAAAUGGCUCGAGUUAGAAGAAGAGAAGCAGCUGGGGUCCUGCAGCACCCGAGAGGAGCAGCAGCAGCAGCAGCAGCUGCUGCUGCAGCAGCAGCAGCAGCAGCGGGAGCAAGAGCAGCAGCAGCAGCAGCAGCAGCAGCAGCAGCGCCUUCUCGAGCUCGAGCAGCAGGUGGCCUCACUCACCAGGGAAAAGGCGGCUUUGCUGCUGCAGCUGCUGCAGCAGCGCAAGGCUGUUGCUGCAGCCACAGCAGCAGCAGCAGCAGCAGCAGACGCCUGCAGCAGCGAAGCCUCAGCCGGCUGCAGCAGGUGCCGCGCGCUGCAGCAGCAGCAAGCAGCAGCAACGGCCGAUGCGCAGCAGCAGCAAGAUGGGGCUCCCAACAUGCAAGGCGAAGGUGGCUGCACCUCGGAGGAAAGCAGCAGCAGCAGCAGCAGCAGCAGCAGCAGAAGCAGCAGCAGUGACAGCAGCAGUAGCAGUGAGCGAGGCGCUGCUGCUGCUGCUGCUGCUGCUGCUGCUGCUGCUGCUAGCGAAGGAAUGACUCAAGAGCAGCAGCAGCUGAUGCAGCAGCAGCUCGAGAAGCUGCAGCAAGAGGCGCAGCAGCAAAAGGAGCGAGCUGACGGGCUGCAGGAGGAAGUCAGCAUAAUGCAGCAGCAGCAGCAGCUGCUGCUGCAGCAGCAGCAGCUGCUGCAGCAGCAGCAGCAAGACUUGGAAAGACACCGAGAGCAAGCCCGCACGCUUCUUCUUAGCAAGGAGGCCGCCCUUAAUAGGCUGCGGCAGCGGCUGCAGCAGCAGCAGCAGCAGCAGCAGCAGCAGCAGCAGCAGCAGCAGCGGGACGCAGCAGCCGAGCUGCCUCAGCAGCAAGCGCUGCUUGAGAAGCAGCGGCAGCUCGAGGCUGUACAGCAGCAGCGCGACAUGCUGCAGCAGCAGCAAGAAGAACAGCAGCAGCUGCUGCUGCAGCUGCAGCAAGAAGUUGCGAGGCUGAGGCAGCAGCAGCAGGAACUGAAGCCCCUAAAUAGCAGCAGCAGCAGCAGCAGCAGCAACAGCAGCAACAGCAGCAGCAGCAGCAGCAACGCUCUACCCCCACCCCCGCCCCCCACUGCGCCCCCCACUGCGCCGCCGCAAACGCCCAACGGCAGCAGCAGCAGCAGCAGCAGCAUCAGCAGCAGCAGCAGCAGCAGCAGCAGCAGCAGCAGCAGCAGCAUGGCUUUGAAUGUAGAGUAUCUGAAGCAUGUGCUGCUGAAGUUUCUGCAGUUUAAACAAAAAGGAGAUGCAGCAGCGCAGCAGCUGCUGCCGGUCAUCGCUCGGCUGCUGCAGCUCAGCAGCGAGGAGCAGCAGCAGCUGCUGCAGCAAGACAGCCACGCCUGGGCGGCCUGCGGACGCCCCAUAGUUCAGCGGCAGCCGCAGCAGCAGCAGCAGCAACAGCAGCUGGAGCAGCUACAGCUGGAGCUGCUACUGCCGCUGCUGCAGCAGCAGCUGCUGCAGCAGCAGCUCCUGCUGCAGCAGCUGCUGCAGCAGCAGCUAGGAACUAGCUGUGCCUUUGCGCCUGAAGCCCGGUGGGGCCAUCAGGCAGCAGCUAAUUUUAAAACUGAAGCAAUGAAAGCAGCAACAAAAGGAACACGCCGCUGCAGCAGCAGCAGCAACGACGAGCAGCAGCAGCAGCAGCAGCAGCAGCAGCAGCAGCAGCAGCAGCAGCAGGGCACCCGCCGGCCCAGCAUGCAGCGGCCGAAGGCCUCUAAAAGGCGAACUAACGUCUGA
Molecule: messenger RNA, 2673 nt
Organism: Eimeria necatrix
Lineage: Eukaryota; Apicomplexa; Conoidasida; Eucoccidiorida; Eimeriidae
Exons: 2
Coding region: 1-2673 (890 amino acids)
Cellular component (GO): nucleolus; nucleoplasm
Source: RefSeq, a predicted model, not a curated record